Molecule: messenger RNA, 650 nt
Organism: Candidula unifasciata
Lineage: Eukaryota; Metazoa; Mollusca; Gastropoda; Stylommatophora; Geomitridae
Source: the annotation of a GenBank genome assembly
AUGGGCAAUUCUUUGUCACCGUCUUCCAAGUUCAGCCGACAUAAUCAUAGCUACAGCAAGCUUGAAUUUUACAAAAAGGUGAAAUCCAGCCAUGGAGGAGAGGAACUGUUGAGUUGUUCGUUUGGCAGCUGGUGUCGGGAGCACAGGCUCAUCUGUGGCUUCUCAGAUAAGGCCGACUACACCUCAAACCGUCAGUCGCUUCUGCAGUUUAAUGGAUCUCUCAACAAACCAGACACAACGGAAGGCCGGUUUUUUCGGAGUGGGUUUAGGUCACGUAGUGAGCUGAUCAUUCACGAGAAAGAGGCUUCUCGUUAUGUUCAUGUCAAACUGCCGAGAGUGUCGUCCACAGAGAUGUCGGCCUAUCUCCGUAACAACAGACCCAGGAGAAAACGGAAGAGUAUUAGAUCAACUCGAGUUGUGGCGUAUCAUGAUAACUUGGUCGUUGUGCAGGUGAGUUCUGACAGACAUGCACCAUUUGCAAAGUUCUACAUGAUAAACUUAGAAACCCCUACUUGCUGUGGCCAUUUUAUCGUCUGCAACAACUUGCGUCGAUGGUACGAGGUGUAUGUGUCACCAAGCUCUACCCAUAUUGUGCUGCGUCCCGACGUGCGCUAUCACUUUCAGGCAGCAGUGUCUUACCAUAUUCAGGU